GUGAAGGAGGUGCCAUUUUGUAUUCCUAGGCGUCGCCUUUAACGCGACGGAAGCUGAUUUCGUCUUUUCGUAAUAUCGUCGUUUUCGACGACAAGGGAGAGCUUACGCUCUCUAAAUUUUUCGUGUCUUAAGUGUUUAAAGCUUUUCUAUCUAUUUGAAGUGUUAAUUUAUACCGUUUGUGGUUUUUAUUGUUUGUAUUGGUAAUCAUGGCCUGCUGAAAAAUGUCGGGUCUGAAAUUGAACGUCACAUCUCCAUGCGGAGAGAUUUUCUCCACUAGAGUUUUCGUAGAUGUUAGAGGAGUUAACAAUGGACAAGAAACCUUCCAAUCGUUCAGUCCAAGUCCCAAGCAAGGGUACUGGAACUGAAAACAAAAAAGAUGUCUCCAAACAGUUCAGCAAGACAUCGCGGCGCAGGGAACCAGCCAACAGCAAUGGGUACCGAUCAGACCAGAAUCGAAAACCAGCUCCCCAAAAAGGAAAGACAAUGGAUAAGAGACCUCGACCUCGCGGUCAGCUUUAUGGAGGUGGAAAGGAGAGUGCCCAGGUAGAAGAAUGUGAGGCAGAAUUGGGUUUCUUUGUACUCGACUGGCAGCAAGAAACAGAAUCUGAAUCACUUGUUGAACUUUCACUACGCUCCGAGAGGGGAGACGGCCCGGCCCAGUCCCCGGCCGAGCCACCAGUAUGGAGUCCGUUGGCUCAUGUCCACACAAAAGCACAAGUACAACAAGGAACAUUUCUUGCAAGCCAACUGCCAAUUCGUUGUGAGAGCAAAUGCUGAUUACACUCCAUAUUUGGCAGACCCAGACCAUUUGGUCGAUUGGGAUUUUAUUGAACAAAUUAGAGUACCAAGUGUAGAAGCCAGUCCACUGCCCGAUCUGCUUGAGCACUC
Homalodisca vitripennis (glassy-winged sharpshooter) is the source of this 888-nucleotide messenger RNA. RefSeq lists its product as uncharacterized. Bases 289 to 777 code for a protein of 162 amino acids. The record is from RefSeq and is a predicted model, not a curated record. The transcript is spliced from 5 exons. NCBI's taxonomy places the organism in Eukaryota, Metazoa, Arthropoda, Insecta, Hemiptera, Cicadellidae.